Messenger RNA from Pipistrellus kuhlii (Kuhl's pipistrelle), 4772 nucleotides. It is a transcript of the gene ITGAL, whose product is annotated as integrin subunit alpha L. The record is from RefSeq and is a predicted model, not a curated record. Lineage: Eukaryota; Metazoa; Chordata; Mammalia; Chiroptera; Vespertilionidae. The transcript is spliced from 31 exons. Gene Ontology annotation, biological process: cell adhesion mediated by integrin; cell-matrix adhesion; cell-cell adhesion. Gene Ontology annotation, molecular function: integrin binding. Gene Ontology annotation, cellular component: external side of plasma membrane; integrin complex. The coding region runs from base 144 to 3653 and encodes 1169 amino acids.
CUCCUUCACCACCACCCAGUGAUAUCAGCUGGUGCCUCUGUGAGAAAGUUCCACUUAGACACCAGGGCUUUAUCAUUUCCUUCUCUCGCCCGUCCAGGCCGCCAGCCGUCCCCAGGGUCCUCCGAGACCCGCCGGCUUCAAACAUGAACGCCUGCAGCGCGGCGAGGCUGCUGCUGUCGGGGCCCUUUCUCCUGGCCCUGGCCUCUGGCUACAACCUGGACGUGCGGCAGGUGCAGAACUUGUCCUUCCCUGACGCCGGCCGGCACUUUGGGUACCGCGUCCUGCAGGUCGGAAGCGGGGUGGUCGUGGGCGCUCCGGGCGAGGGGAGCAGCCCGGGAGGCCUCUACCGGUGCCAGCCGGACACCGGGCACUGCCUGCCGCUGGGCGUGAGCGGUUCCAACGACACCUCUCAGUACUUGGGGAUGACCCUGGCGACAGACCCCACGAAUGGAAACCUUUUGGCCUGUGACCCCGGGCUGUCCCGGACCUGCGACCAGAACAUCUAUCUAAGCGGCCAGUGUUACCUCUUCGGCCAGGACCUGCAGGUCCCGGUGCUGCGCGGGCGCCCGGGCUACCAAGAAUGUCUCAAGGGCAACGUGGACCUGGUGUUCCUGUUUGACGGCUCAGCGAGCCUGGCAGCAGACGAAUUUCAGAAGAUCCUGGCCUUCAUGAAGGACGUGAUGAAGAAACUCAGCAACUCGUCCUACCAGUUUGCUGCUGUUCAGUUUUCCUCAAACUACAAAACAGAAUUCAAUUUCUCGGAUUAUGUGAAUCUGAAGAACCCUGACGUCCUCCUGGGCAAAGUAGUUCAUAUGAAACAGCUGACCAACACCUUUGGCGCCAUAAACUAUGUUGCGACCGAGGUCUUUCGGACGGAACUUGGGGCGCGGCCAGAUGCCAGCAAAGUGCUCAUCAUCAUCACUGACGGGGAAGCCACUGACAUCGGCGACAUCAGCGUGGCCGAUGACAUCACCCGCUACAUCAUCGGGAUUGGAAAGCUAUUUCAGAACAAGAAAAGUCAGGAGACACUAAACAAAUUUGCUUCAAAACCCGUGAAAGAGUUUGUAAAGAUUCUGGACACAUUUGAGAAGCUUCAAGAUCUGUUCACUGAUCUGCAGAAGAAGAUCUAUGACAUUGAGGGCACAAACAAACUGGACCUGACGUCCUUCAACCUGGAGCUGUCCUCCAGCGGGAUCAGCGCUGCCCUCCGCGGGGACCACGGUGUGGUGGGGGCGGUCGGCGCCAAUGACUGGGCUGGGGGCUUCCUGGACCUGGAGGCAGACCUGCAGGGCGACACCUUUGUCGGGAACGACCCCUCGAUCCUGGAGGCGAGAGCGGGGUACCUGGGCUACACAGUGACCUGGCUGCCCUCCCGAGGGCCCGCCGCCCUGCUGGCCGCUGGAGCCCCCCGAUACCAGCACGUGGGGCGGGUGCUGCUCUUCCAACAGUCGGGGGACAGAAGACAGUGGAGCCAGAUCCAGAGACUAGACGGGGCCCAGGUCGGCUCUUAUUUCGGCGGCGAGCUGUGCGGCAUUGACACGGACGGGGACGGGGAGGCGGAGCUGCUGCUGGUCGGAGCCCCCCUGUUCUACGGGGCGCAGAGGGGCGGCCGCGUGUUCAUCUACGAGAGGAAGCAGUCGGGGUUCGAAGCGGCCUCGGAGCUGCAGGGGGACCCCGGCUACCCCCUGGGGCGCUUCGGAGCAGCCAUCGCGGCGCUGGCGGACAUCAACGGCGACGGGCUGGUGGACGUGGCAGUGGGCGCCCCUCUGGAGGAGCGGGGGGCUGUGUACCUCUUCAACGGGCAGCCUGGCGGGCUGAGCCCCAGGCCAAGCCAGCGCAUAGAAGGGGCCCAGGUGCUCCCCGGAAUUCAGUGGUUCGGACGCUCCAUCCACGGCGUGAAGGACCUUGGAGGGGACGGCCUGGCAGACGUGGCUGUGGGCGCCGAGGGGCAGGUGAUCGUGCUGAGCUCCCGGCCCGUGGUGGACGUGGUCACCCGGAUGUCCUUCUCCCCCACCGAGAUCCCCGUGCACGAAGUCGAGUGCUCCCACUCCAGCAGCGGCAAGAGGAAGGACGGUGUUAACAUCACCGCCUGCUUCCAGGGCAAGCUCCUCACACCCCAGUUCCAAGGACCGCUGGUCACCAACCUCACCUACACUCUGCAGCUGGACAACCAUCGGGUGUGGAGCCGGGGCCUGUUCCCGGGAGGGAGGCGUGAGCUCCAUGGGAACGUAGCUGUGACCAGCGUCGAGUCCUGCAUUGCCGUCUGGUUCCACUUUCCGGUAUGCAUUCAGGACCUCAUCUCUCCCAUCAAUGUCUCCCUGAACUUCUCUCUCUGGGAGGAAGAAGGGACUCCGAGAGACCAGAUGACGCAGGGCAAGGACAUCCGGCCCAUCCUGAGACCAGCGCCCCACUUAGAGACCAAGGAGAUCCCUUUCGAGAAGAACUGUGGCGAGGACAAGAAAUGCGAGGCCAACCUGCGGCUGUCCUUCUCCCCCGAGAGAUCCAAGGCCCUGCGGCUGACCCCCUCGGCCAGCCUCGCCGUGGAGCUGACUCUGAGUAACUCGGGCGAAGACUCCUACUGGGUCCAGCUCCGCCUGGCUUUCCCCUGGGGACUGUCCUUCAGGAAAGUGGAGGUGCUCAAGCCCCACAGCCAGCUGCCUCUGAGCUGCCAGGAGCUGCCGGAGGAGGAGCCCCGGCUUCCCACCAGAGGCCUCUCCUGCAACGUGAGCUCUCCCAUCUUUAAGGCCGGCAGCUCGGUUGUUAUCCAGGUGAUGUUUCACACGCUGCUGAACAGCUCCUGGGGGGACGCCGUCACGCUGCACGCCAAUGUGAGCUGUGACAACGAGCAGCCGGGCCUCCUGGAGGACAACUCAGCCACCACCAGCGUCCCAGUCCUGUUCCCCAUCAACAUCCUCACGGAGGACCAGGAAAGCUCCACACGCUACAUAAUCUUCACCCCCAAGGGGACCAAGACCCACCAGGUCAAACACGUCUACAAGGUGAAGAUCCAGCCGUUUGUCCAUGACCCCCACGUGCCCGGCCUGGAGGCCUUGAUCAGGGUGCCAGGGCCUCCAAGCGAAGGGCCCAUCAAACACACGUGGGCCGUGCAGAUGGAGCCUCCUGUCUCCUGUCACAGUGAGAGCCUGGAAAGGCCACCCAGCGUGGCUGAGCAGCCUUGCCUGCCUGGAGCCCAGUUCCGCUGCCCAGUGGCCUUCCAGAGGGAGAUCCUCGUCCGAGUGACCGGGACUGUGGAGCUGGUGGGGGAGAUCAAGGCCUCCUCCAUGAUCAGCCUCUGCAGCUCCCUCUCCGUCUCCUUCAACAGCAGCAGGCACUUCCACCUCUACAGCAGCAACGCCUCCCUGGCCCAGGUCGUCCUGAAGGUGGACGUCGUGUACGAGAAGGACAUGCUCUAUCUCUACGUGCUGAGCGGCGCCGGCGGGCUGCUGCUGCUGCUGCUGAUUUUCCUGGCGCUCUACAAGGUCGGCUUCUUCAAGCGGAACCUGAAGGAGAAGAUGGAGGCCACCGCCGAUGCCGCCAACGGGGUCCCCGGAGAAGGCCCGGGGCAGCUGGCGUCUGAGGAAGAGGCCCCGGACCCGAGCUGCGUGGAUCUCCUCCCCAAGGAGACGGCCCUGGACGGAGGCGGCACAGACUGAGCCAGGCUGGCGCAGAGGGCCGGCGCCGGACUGGGGUGCUGGUGCCACUCUGCUCUGCCUGCAUGUCACUGUGUCCUCUAGUCCAGCAGUCGCCAACCUUUCGGACCUCGCAGACCACCAGUUGGCGACCGCUGCUCUAGCCAGUCUGCCCCUGCUCAGCCCCCUGUUUCAGUCUUGAACAUGAAGCUCACUCCUGCCUGCCCCCAAGGGACUGGCCAGGAAGCUGCCAAGGUGAGGCCUGUGGUUACCGGCUGGUCCUGCUUGGCUUCCUCCCUGGAAGAGCGGCUGAUCUAAAUUUGGAGAAAUGGUGACACUGCCAGCCCUCAGCCCACCUGCCCGCGGCCUGCAGAGGCCUCGGGCUGCCAGAGCCUUGCCCGCUCUCUGCUGCCCGGAGCCCGGCCUCCAUUCCGCGCCCGAGAGCAGAUCUGCCCCGGGUCACCGCUCCUGCUGCAAACCCUGUGCUUUAGCUAGAGACCGGAUUCCUUCCUGUGCCUCCCAAACCUGCAAAACAGCCUCAGGGUGCACCCGCCAAAGGGCCCCCUGCCUCCCGCCUCCAGCAGAGCCCUCCCCCCUCCCUGCUAAGCUCCGGUUACACAGCUUUGUCCUGCCUCACUGCCUUCACCCAGCCUGCUCUGCCCCCUCAUUCCUCCCUCUUCCCGGCUGACUCCCAUCCAUCUUCAGAUCUCUCUUUGAAUGCUUUGUGUCUUACUCUGUUCUCUGCCCCAGGGCAGCCCGCCCUGGCUUGUCUGGGUUCCCACACCAUGCAUGCUGACGCUGGCCUGCAAUUAAUUGUCCGUCAGGUGUUCAUUGUAAAGGAUUUAUUUCCUAUCCUCGUCUCAGAUCCAGCAGGAGCUCCAGGCUAGGCACCGGACCUGGAAUCCUGGUGAUAUCACAGGGCUGGCACGGAGUAGGUGCUUGACACAUGUCACUCCGUUAAGCAGGGAGCCUGUGGGAGAUGGAGGAAGUUUGGAUGGGGCCAUGGCAUCCCUCUUAAGGCUCAGCCUUCCACAGCGCCUACUCCACAGCCCCGCAGGACUCGGUCACACCCCACUGGCUCCCCUGUGAGACCUAAGCUCAGGGUGGGGACCUGGGAAAGCCAAUAAAUGGGAAAGUCUGUCC